GGACAACUUCCAGGGAUGUAAGGAACGGGCUGCGCGGCUGGCAGCUGCAACCCCAAAGCUCUCCAAGCUCGCAGAAAAGAGCAGCCUACUACUAAUAAACUGCUAAUAAACGUCAAUCGGUCAAUCGCGACUUUCCUUAACAUUUCAUUCAUCAGCUCCAGCUCCCCCCUCAGAAAUAACAAAUUAUUCCUCGCAUCCGAAUUCCCGAAUUCCCGCAAUUAUGGGCGCUCUAACAUAUAGCGCUGGAGGUUUAUCCUCUUUCCUAGCUGUUGUUGGAUUGUACAUGCUGUUUACCGGUAGCGGUGAAUCCUUUAAUGUCGGAGCUUUCCUCGAGACAGUAUCGCCGUACGUAUGGGCGGAUUUAGGUGUUGGGCUUUGCAUUGGUCUAUCAGUCGUCGGCGCGGCAUGGGGUAUUUUCAUCACGGGCUCUUCUAUCCUCGGUGCUGGUGUUAAGGCGCCUCGAAUCCGAACCAAGAACUUGAUCUCCAUCAUCUUCUGCGAAGUCGUAGCCAUCUACGGCGUCAUCAUGGCCAUCGUCUUCUCCGCGAAGAUCAAAUACGCCGGCCCCGACGAAGUAUUCGAUUCCAACAGCUACUAUACCGGUUUCGCCUUGUUUUGGGCUGGUAUCACGGUGGGAGGUUGCAACCUGAUUUGCGGUGUUGCUGUUGGCAUUAACGGCAGUGGAGCGGCUCUAGCCGAUGCUGCCGACCCUUCUCUUUUCGUCAAGAUUCUUGUCAUCGAAAUCUUUAGCUCCGUCCUAGGUCUCUUCGGUUUGAUCGUCGGUCUUCUCAUGUCCAGCAAGGCAAACGACUUCGGCGAGGCCUAAUCUUGGUUAUGUGUUGACGGGAUAUAGUGUAAGAAGAGAUGCAUUCACAAUCGAUCAAGGAUUGUUGGCGUUCGGAAAGACGGUUUCAAAUUGGGGAUAAUCACGGGUUUGCCCUUUUUGUGAACUAAUUGUAUGUACUAUUAUGACAACUGGGCGCGAUCACAGUUCAUCCGGGGGAGCUACUGGAAUAGACCCCCCCCCCCCACACGAAACUCCGCGAGAGGCUAGGGCCUUGAGUAGACUGAGCUGGCGCCUGCCAACUGCCAAACUAUGUCAGGGUAUACCAGGGCGGAAUCAAUCCGGCUACUGGUUCGCUAGAAGCUAUAAUAAUCUAGAGAGAAGUACUAUAUAUAUAUAAAAUAUCGGGUCCUAUUCAAUACUCGAUUCAGAGCGUA
Daldinia caldariorum is the source of this 1221-nucleotide messenger RNA. Its product is annotated as ATP synthase subunit C-domain-containing protein. Gene Ontology annotation, molecular function: proton-transporting ATPase activity, rotational mechanism. Gene Ontology annotation, biological process: proton transmembrane transport. Gene Ontology annotation, cellular component: proton-transporting V-type ATPase, V0 domain. Lineage: Eukaryota; Fungi; Ascomycota; Sordariomycetes; Xylariales; Hypoxylaceae. The coding region runs from base 221 to 826 and encodes 201 amino acids. The record is from RefSeq and is a predicted model, not a curated record. The transcript has 5 exons.